Molecule: messenger RNA, 1926 nt
Organism: Mizuhopecten yessoensis (Yesso scallop)
Lineage: Eukaryota; Metazoa; Mollusca; Bivalvia; Pectinida; Pectinidae
Product: calcium-dependent protein kinase 12-like
Exons: 4
Coding region: 252-782 (176 amino acids)
Molecular function (GO): calcium ion binding
Source: RefSeq, a predicted model, not a curated record
UAUAUCGAGUGACAGUUUUGUUCUUUUAAUCUUUUUGAACAAUGCUUUGUAGAGGAAAUAUAUGACCUUUGACCUCAAAUUAAUUGCUCACUUGAAAACCAUCUAUUGAAAAGCCUGGUACAUAAACUCGCCUUUACUAAUUGUGGAAACCUAUUGGAUAAUGACAGUCGUUGAAGUGUAGAUCGGGAUAUACACGGCUAUAUCCACAGCUGUUUCACACCACUGAACUUCUCUACUGUUAGACAGCAGACAUGGGCGACUGUUGCUGUAAGAAAGGUGUGUACACAGCUACAGCUACAGAAGAUAACGAUUUCCAGCACGUGGACGGAAAAGGUACGCUCUCCAUAACUGAUCGCUACCUGAAGGCCGAGUAUAUGGCCAUGGCUAGGGCCAGUAAUGGGAUGUUGACACGUGAUCAGUUCGUGAAACUCCUGAUGUUCCUUGGAUAUGGAGGAGAAGGACAGGCAGAGGCACUGGUGAAGGCGGUGAACAAGGACGAAAACGCGGUCAUAACACUAGACGAAUAUUACGACGCCAUGAAAAAUAAUCCGGAAGUGAUGCAAAAAACAAGCAUGAUGCGAAACCUUUUCGGGCGAUUUGACGACAACAAAGAUGGAAAGGCUAGGCGGGAUCAAAUUGAACAGGGAUUCAGGGAUAUGGGAGUUGAAGUGGACGACAAAAUGAAAAAAGACAUUGCAAAAAUGGAUGAAAAUCACGAUGGGAAUGUAUUUUAUCAGGAUUUCGUACAUACACAGCUGAAGAAUAAGGGAUAUAUUUCAUAAUGAUACAUGCGUUUCUGUAAUACUUUAGCGUAUUGUUUUGAACCCAUUAAUAAUACUAUUUGUUUUAUAAGAGGGAAGGUUUUGUUAAAUUAACUACAAUUUUGUAAAACUUUAUACAAUCUACAAUUGUUGCCGGGAAGGUUUUUUCUGUCAAAUACUUAUCGUGAUGAUUUGUUUUCAGGUGUGUCAUUGAUUUUGUCAGUUUUUAUUGCAAUUUUAUUUGUUGAAAUGGUGUUUAUUUAGGAAAAGUAAACAAGAGAAACAGUGAGACAAAGAGACAGAGAGAGAGAAAGGGAGAGAGAGGAUUUCCUGAUUUCAAAAAUUAGUAAUUUUUGGCUAGACAUUACCCUGAAAUUCUCCAACCAAUUAGCGAACAGAUUGCCAUGGAGGCUAUUUUGUAAAAAAAUAAAUUUCAGUUUCUUAUACUUAAAGAUGGCAGUGCAGGUUAUAAAGUUUUCAAUUGAGACUUUGAAAAAAAAAGUUGUUUUUUUCCGGGUUUGAGAUCUUCCUCUUCUUCUGCCGACUAUCGUUUCUAAGGAAGUGUCGACAUUUUUGUUUGUCCUUGCUUGGUAACGAGUAUGGGUCUCGCUGGGUAUGUUCAAUAUGUGCGCAAAAUGACACUACUAUACUAUAUAUAAUAUAUUACACAUUCGCGAUUUUCUACCGACAGUUUGUAUCAGAUCAGUUGAAUAAAAUUGAAAUGGAACACAUCAAAGAUAGCAUUUAUCUAAGAAAAUUGGACAAAGUAGCAAAAUACGACCAAUUAAAAUAUAUAAUGCAUAAUCCCUGCCUAAACGACGAAGACUAACGAGUUCAUCGUACAGUUUUCGUGUGUUGGUGCAGCUUUAUGCACGUGAACGACCGAUGAUAUAUAUGAGAUUUUAGAAGUAUUUUCAGUAAGAUACCUUUUAUUUAGGAUACACAAUUUUCGAGAAUGUGCCAUAAGUACCAACCAGCCUGGCAGUUUUUCAAAGUCUCUAGGUGAUUGCGUUUGAUGUUUGAUAUCGGUUGCCGAUCAGGGUUAGCGGUGCAUUGUAUCGCAAAAGGGUCAGUUGUAGAAUGAUAAUCGGUUUGACAGGUAAUGUACUUUUUAUACCUAGCGAGACCCAUACUCGUUACCAAGCAAGGACAAACUAAAAUGUCG